GUUAGAAGAACGCCUGGCAAUAACCAGCCUCGUUUUGAUUGUAGGUGUAGAAACAGUGGAUAUUCAGGUGACAGAAACUGUUUGCCAGUUUUUGAAGCUUAUUUAAACUGUCAACAUUUUCAUUCUUCUAAUUGGAAAGUCUUGGGAAUCAUAGUUAAUGAACGUAGUAUCUGUAAUUAGAUAAAGUUUGAGUAGAACUUUUGAAGCGUGUGUGGUAACUAGUUUACAUCAACUCUGACUAAUAUAGUUGAUUUAUUCAGAUCCCGCCCAAGUUACGUGGAGCCCGAACUACAGGUGAUAAAACGUCUUUACGCCGUUAGACACAUUAAUUUUUUCGACAUUCUGAAAAUCGACACCCACUUCAUGUGCGCUUUUGCAAUAAUCACGAUUUUUAGGAAAUUGUGCUAAAAUUUCCUUCUUUUUCGCUAGUCAUCAUUCAUGAUUGUAGUUAACAAUAUUUUUCGAUGAAUUCUACUGUCUUAGGUGGAAAGACUGACCCAGUAUGAACGGUUUUUGUCCCAGCUUGCAGCCAAGACCGAAGACACCCACCCUGACCACGGUGACCGAAAGAGAGCAGCCGAAAAAGCUAAAAACAUGCUAAAAAGGGGAGAACAAUACGUUGAGACAUCGGAUUUAGAGAAGAUCCAAGAGCUCUUUCCAAACGACGACUUAAAUUUAUUCGAGGAUGACCCCUUUUUUCCGCGGAAACGCAUCGUGAGAUCCAGAUCAACAGCAGCAUCCAAACUUCAUCGCGCGCUAUCUGGUAAAUCCAAAGAAAACUUAAGCGAAACGAAACCUAGUCAAAGAAGGCCCAAUGGACCUCUCAGGAACAAGUCCUGUACUCGAACCUUUAUUAUGGAAAGCCCUGUACUUUUCACCAUGGGUGUCCAGAAGCAAGAAAGACACAUGUUUCUGUUCAACGAUAUAUUGUUGAUAGCCAAGCCAAGGUCUUCCCAUUCGUACAAAUUGAAAGAAAAACUCCUGUUGUGUGAGCUGUGGUUGUCAACAUGUUUAGCCGAUGUUUGCGAGUCGUCUCGAACUUCUGAUACGUCGUUCGUUUUGGGCUGGCCAACCACCAAUGUCGUGGCAACGUUUAGCUCUCCUGAGAUGAAAGAUUUAUGGCAUUCCAAUUUGACACAGAUUAUAAACAAAGUGAAAAAAUCUGAAACGGGAGUCGCUACACUUAAAGUGUCAUACUGGAACCAGGAAGCAAAAAAAGAUUUUUACAAGCCUAUUAAAGUGACGAACACUCAGACAGCCAAUGACUGUAUAACAAUGAUAAUGAAGGAACUUGGAGAAGAAAUGACCAACUUGAAAGAUUGUCAACUGUGGGUAAAGACUGGAAAAGAUGACACACCUUAUCCAUUGAUUGGACAUGAAUACCCAUUCUCCAUUGAAAUGAACUUUCUGAGGAACUUGCUUCAGUGUUCGUCUUUGAAUCCUCACAAUUUCAACAAUGUUAGCUCUGACAAAAAAAGUGUGUUCAUUUUUAGACGGUUAUCAACUCAGAAAGUCGCAGCUUUAACAGACGUUUCUAAAAAGAGGAAAAGGCAAAGAAAGCCUACCAUCAUUGGCUGGGCCUUCAAAAAACAGACAAGCAAACAAGAUAGUCAAUAUGGUGGGAAUAAUUUUUCCUCAUCUUGCUCAAUUUUCGGUAAACCGCUUUCAAAACUGUGUGCUGACGGAAACCUACCGAAAGCAUUAGUGGCCAUUUUAGCCCAGAUUUUUCAUCGAGGACCUUAUAUUGUUGGAAUAUUUCGCCAAUCAGCAAAUGCUCGAUCUUGUCGAGAGUUGAGAGAAAAACUGGAACUUAACACGGAUUUGGAAAUGAAGGACUUUUCUGUCAUUGUUCUGGCAGCUGUAUUUAGAGAAUUUCUCAGGUCACUUCCUGACUGCCUGUUGCUAUCCGACAGGUACAAUAAAUGGCUUGAGGUAACAGGAUAUGAAGAUGAGUGGGCAGUAAGGGAGAAAAUCACAGGGUUAUUGAGACAGUUACCACCAGAAAAUAUCGAUCUGCUGAAGCAUUUUCUUUGUGUUCUAUGGCAAAUAUCCCAGAAUUCCUCAGAAAAUAAGAUGUCUUCUGAUAACUUAGCUCGAUGUAUUGCCCCCAGUCUUCUGUGGCCAAAGCUCAUAAACAACCAAGACUGUGCCAUACUUCAGCCAGAGGUCUCUGAAAAGGUGCCAAAGAUCAUAGCCUACUUAAUAGACCACUGUCCAACCCUCUUUGGAGAAGAUUCAAUUCACCUGUUUGAUAGUUAUUUGGACAAGGAUAUUUCAAGGCCAGACUCAGGAGCAGAAGAAUCUGAUAGCCUACACAGCGCUCAAGGAAUCGGAGGAUAUCGACAAGAUAGCGAUUCUAUUGACAGUUUGGAGCGAGAUUUAGAAGGUAGUGAGCCCAGUCCUAAACUACCUAACAAGAAUAAGACAUCUCUUACCAACUUGAGUCGGGACUCUGGUUUAACUCUCAGUGACACUCAAUUAUACACACCAGAAGAAGAGAUGGACAGUGAGUUGUCUAACUCAGGAGAAUCCUGUCGUAGUGGGGUGAACCGCCUGUUAACGAAAAGUACCCCUCAUCUGGACUCUGUUGGUUUAGACAAUGGUCAUACUUGGGGUAAGAAUGUAGGCGUGAGCAUCGAUGGCUCCUGCAAUGACGUCAUGAGAAAACGUCGUUUAGGGUUGGAAUGUUCACGUUCUCGUGCCAUGAACAGCAGUGCAGGAAAUGUCAAAAGUGUGAAUCAAAUGAAGCCACACCAACCUCUCCAAUACUCUAAAUCUUACACUUACAAAGGACAAGAUGAGUCAGUAUAUAAUUCGAGUAAUUGCAACUUUAAUGUUAUGAUAAACCACAUGAAAAAUAGAGAUCUCUCUAGGCAGUCUGUACACAUGUCAGCUGACCACAUAGGCGAGUUUCAUUCUACUCUUUCUUUACGCCGUAGUGCUUCAGAAGAGAGCGUAGCACAGUCGCAUACAAGUCAGUUUUCAACAAAACGUCCUGCCAACCAUCAAAAAGGUCCAGCUCCUUCCCCUCCAGCUAAACAAACUCUUAAGAUGGAGAAUGGUAGUACUGUUAUCUCAGCAUCCUGGAAUACUGAAUACAAGUGGUCACCUUAUCAAACAACAAAGGCCAAAGACUGGAAACGUAGUCAGUCGACUUCUAAAAUUGAUGAAAUUGAUCAUUCACAUGAAUCGAGCACGCUAUCUUUGGUUUCCAGUGAUGACAGCACUCCCCACGUAUCGCGGAGCAACUCACGGGUACAGGAAAUAUCAUUAUGGAAGAAAAAUAUUAAUUACUCGGUUCAAAAGAAAUCGACCCGAGUCAGUAGCGUGUGUAGUUCAUCAUCUGAAACUAGCCAACAGACUCAGGUGUCUCAGGGAUCAAAUGAAUCGCACAGGUCACAGUGUUCUCUUGGAUCACAAGGAUCCCAUGUAUCGACUAGGUCAAAGGGAUCAAACAGGUCAUCUAGGUCACACAGCUCGGACAGUUUGACCUGUAAUGAAAGGCAUACACCCACCCACAAGCCCACCGAGCCACCAAGUUACAGAGAAGCCAUCAAUAGGAGAACUCGCCUACGUACGCAAGUAAUUGAGCAGAAGACGUUGAGUGCGAGAGCCAGGAAGUUGUAUGAAGAAUCUGUGCGUAUCUACAACGAGCAGGCAGAGACGGUUGGAGAGACCCACCACGCCGUGCCAGUUAAAGUAGACAGUGGUGAUGAGGGACUCUUGGAACCACCACCACUACCACCCAAACCGUUACUUAGAACAUCUAGUGAAGGUGCUGCUCUUCACUUGCGUCACUUACCUCCUGUUCAAGUGAAUGAAAGUCACAUUUUCAGUCAAACUCACUGGCCAAGAAAAACUCUGUCACGUGCAAACCCCCCUCACGAGUGGCAAAAUGAGAUUAGCUGGAGCGUGUCGCAGUUGCGUGAACUUUUUAGUUCUCAAUCUCUUCAGAAAUCGUGGUCUUACGAAGAGACUUCAGUGGACCAUCGCCAACCUCCUCCCUACCGCCUACCACCCCAUGUGCCUAAAAUGAACAACGAAGGUUGUGUGACUGUUGUGAGAGUUGGUUGUAAUAGCAGAGGUCAAGAUCCUGUGAUCACCGUUCAUAAAAGAUCAGACUCAGUAAGCACGUGCAGUAGUAGCACAGGUGGAGAGGAAUCAUAUGUUUAAUUACCGAAAUAUUUCUCUCUGUACAAAGUGCACUAUACAGACAGCCCUUGUUUCGCGUAAGGUGACCAAAUCGAUCAAUACUGUAAACUGUAACCUACUCUAACGGCAUUUAAACAAAUCGACAUUUUAUACUUCGCAGAGAUGUAAUCACUUCACCAUUAUUAUUUUGUACUUCGUUACAUUUAUAGUAGUGAGCCAGAACAUCCAGGAUAAAUAGAGAAUCAAUUUAGUACAAGUUUAAUACAAGUGUUAUAAAAAAAAGUGUUAAUUCGGAACUAUCUUGAUAAGAGACCCCCUUUUUUUACGAAUGUUUUUGCGAACAACAAUAAAAAUUGUUGAUUAUUGUUGGUAGCCACGGGUAAUAU
This is a messenger RNA of Limulus polyphemus (Atlantic horseshoe crab), 4538 nucleotides long. RefSeq lists its product as uncharacterized. Bases 595 to 4173 code for a protein of 1192 amino acids. The transcript has 18 exons. Lineage: Eukaryota; Metazoa; Arthropoda; Merostomata; Xiphosura; Limulidae. Gene Ontology annotation, molecular function: GTPase activator activity. Gene Ontology annotation, biological process: signal transduction; regulation of Rho protein signal transduction. The record is from RefSeq and is a predicted model, not a curated record.